Aspergillus puulaauensis is the source of this 420-nucleotide messenger RNA. RefSeq names its product GFA family protein. The transcript is spliced from 3 exons. Bases 1 to 420 code for a protein of 139 amino acids. The record is from RefSeq and is a predicted model, not a curated record. Gene Ontology annotation, molecular function: carbon-sulfur lyase activity. NCBI's taxonomy places the organism in Eukaryota, Fungi, Ascomycota, Eurotiomycetes, Eurotiales, Aspergillaceae.
AUGUCCUCGGAAUCCGUUGUCUACGGAGCCUGUAACUGCGGAGCAGUCACGAUCACGAUCCCUCAGAGCUCCCUCCCCAAGUCGAGUUUGGCCUGCCACUGCCGCAACUGUAAGAGUUCAUCGGGCUCGCUAUUCUCACUGAACUUGGUCGUUCCAACCAAAGACGUGACUAUCACUGGAAAGCCAAAUAACUACAAGGAAAAGGAGUGUGCGUCAGGCCAUCACAUGAGCCGCUAUUUUUGCCAUACGUGUGGGUCUGCAAUCAUGUCCAUUGUCUCCGAGGACCCGAGUGUGGCGUAUGUGAAGACGGGUGUACUGGCCAAGUCUGGGAUGGAUCUACCUCCCCCUAAAGUACAAGCCUGGUGGCGGCGGGCAGAGGCAUUCGAGAAGCCGUUUUUAGAGUGUGAUACUGUUGAGUGA